UUUGUGACAUUUGUUUUGCUUGCGCUUCUGGUAGAAAGGUAUUGUUCGCUUUUUCAAACAGACGAAAACUAAACAUAUUUUGCAGUAAUUGUAAUGUGAAUAAUUCUCGGUGCAGUGUUACAACAUAAUGGGUCUAAAAACAAUCGACAUCUUGGUGACGUUGCUCUUGAAUUUAAUACAAUACGGUUGCUCUGAGCACAUCCUGUCCUGCAAUGUAACGGUUCUGAACCCGUGUCCUCCGAACCAGAAGUGCGUUGGGAAAACGAGUCAAUGUGAGUGUCUGGAGGGGUUUGUGCGCGUCGGGGAUGAUUGCGAGACACCGGCGGAUGCGUCAGGGCCGCACAGCGGUGUGACGGUAGCUCUAGUAACAAUAUGCACGCUUGCUCUCCUUAUAACAGGCGCUGUGUUGGUAGUUAGGAAGUACAAUUUAGUUGAUUAUGUCCGGCAGAAGAUUGAGGCAAGACGGACACAUGAUGUCAUGUACGAAGACGUUAUGAUCGGUAACGACGACCCGCCUCUCAGCCCCUAGUUGCCUUGCCGUAUAUUAUUUAUUGAUGUAGCUUGUAAUUGUUAUAUGUAAUGGGAAUAUAAUUAAUUUGGAAGUGUUUUGUUGAUACUAGUUUGGAUUAAGAUAACAUGUUAUUGAUUAUGAUAAUUUUUUGUUCCUUUGUAACAUCAUGUUGUUAAUAUGAAAACAGUUACUUUGCAAUGUUAGAAUUAUUUUAUCAAUACCUGUUCUUACCUAGUGCAAAUGUAUGAAACAUUUUGAAGUAACAGGUUUAGUUUUUUUUCCUUAUUCAACAGGAAAAAUAGUGUGCUUAACAUUUUAUUCAUAGCAUUUGCAUGCUUUUAUGAAUUUCUACAGCCCCAUUAUUAUUAUUUCUAUAAACAAUAAUAGCUUGUGAUUGAGACAAAAACUUUCUAGAAAGUUUUAGAAAGUAACAGAUUGAGAAUAAGUAAUUACUAGUUCUCUAAACUAUUAGCAACAACAUUUCAGCUUUACAUUUAGUAUUUGUAUCUCUGUAGCAGCUUUUGAGCACAUUAUUUAAUUUUGUCUGUUUGAAAUAACAAGCACAAAAGAAAAGCCAAUGAAAUUCACACAAAUACUGUUUUGUUAUCAAGGAAAGUGAAAUUGGCAUCGGACCAAAUAUCUGAGUACAAGAAAGGUCAAACGAAACACUUCCAAAUACAAUGUUAAAAUGUAUUAAAAAUAAAUAUUUUCUGUGUUGUCUUUUUGGCUAAGUACACAAAGGUAAUUCACACACACAUACAAGCUGUAACAUACAGAUACAGUGUCUUAUAGUCAUUAUUUGUUAAUGAAAAUAAACUCAGAUCCCAUUCCGUAUGAUGAAAUGAAUAAUUCAUAAACCGAUGAACUAUCUCCAGCUAAUAAAGACAUCAUUUAUUCUUGUUACUUGAACAAAGGGCACUGUUUAUAGUUGAGAUAAAAACAACAACUGAUAGUAUCAAUGACAACAUAAUUUCCCCACAUGUCAUAACUUGUACAACUGUGUAUGUGUGCGUGAUGCCUGCUUGUGUACAAUGAAUCACCUUGCCUAUAAAAUGUGGGUAAACAAAUGCCUAUUACGAAGUAUGAUAAAUAUAGGAUAGCUCUUUAUAAUUAAUACAUUGUUACUCUUCUUUUAUCUCAAUGUGAUAGUUUGUUAAUGAUUUUAAACUUUUAAAUGACACUCCGGAACUCACACAGCAAAAUUAUUCAUAUUGUUUAUUGAACAAAUUCUGAGUAAUGUUCUAGUAGGUAGUUGCAAUUGAGUAGUUAACUGGUAAAAACUGGUCAUUGUCUUGUCUGCUGAGACAAAGAAACUUGACAUUUGUGAAUCACCCUUUAGUAAAAAAUCCUUGUAAUUAAUUAAAUAUCCAGCACAAGUUAGUUUCCCUUUUUUCUUUUGUUUACAACUGGAGGUAUAUCACAAACAUGUUGUAGAAGUAAUUUAACUUGUUAAUGAGUAAAAGUGUUAUCUUUUUAUUUGUAGCUUAAGCAUACAUUAGCCAUUAUUUUAUUGUGUUGCAUAUUUGUUCUAACAUUCAUAGUUUUCUAUAUUUCUUAGUUAAGUUCAUGUUAGAUUUUGCUUCUGCUCAAUUUAGCCAAAGACUGAAUGGUGUUGCCAGUUAUAAACGACAUAUAUUUUCACAAUUUAUUUUGUAUAUUUUGCUUUAGUUAGAUUGUCUUUUUUACAUUAAAACGAAUUGUAUUUCUAUGAAAAAUGAUGCAGGCUAAUUUUUACUAUGUCAAAAUUAUAGUAUUGAAUUUGCCAAUUUUGUAAGUCAAAUAAUUUUGUAAGAAUUAUAAUCUUAUAAGUUGUCAAAAGGUUAAUGGUAUUGUAUUAAAUUAUCUCUAUUUUAAUUAUUUAUUUAUUGAUGUAUGGUGUUGAAAUUGUAAUUGGAUUUAGUUAUAAUAAUUUGGCACAAAUUAUAAUUAUUAUUAAACAAAUUGAAAUGGAACUGAAAUGUUUUUGUUAGAGCUGCAUAUGCAUACUUAUUCAUCAACUUGCAAUUUUUCUCAUUAUUUCCUUUCCAUAUUAUUAUGAUUAUUUUACUUUGAACUUUAACUCUAGUGGAAUAGACACAUUUUCCAAUGUCACAGACAAUUUAAAUAAUUUUAAUAGGCAAUCAGGUUUUGGUUUACUCAAAAAUAUUGAAUUUAAUUUUUGUUUUCUUUUAUUCUAGGUACCUAAGUAUAUUAGUAAUAUUAUAAAUAUAGUUUUGUAUGAUUGUGUUAGAAGCAGCUAGUAGCACAGCUUCUUCGCUUAGUUUAGCAGCAUGAAUUAAGUAUUGCAUUUAGUGUUAGUCAUUUAAAAAUAUUCUUUAAAAUAUGGAAGAAAGCAGUAACAUUAUAAUAUAUUAUGUAUCAAUACAUUCCCAAAAUAUUUUUUACCUGUCAAAGGUUGACAAUCAUAGUAUCACAUUCUGGGUCAAAAGUUUGUACAAUAAUUAUGAAAUGAUUUAAAAAAAUAUUUUUAUUAUUUUUGUGACAAAGAUCGUAAAAUGCGAUCUAAGACUACAUUAUUCAAUUUAAUGAAAAUUUUCUUUGAAUUCUAUUCUGUAUCACUUCCACUCAUACGAAACUUUACAAAAAUAGCUUCUAUAAUAAUAUGUGCUUAUGUGUACUGCUAUAUGAAUGUAACAUAUGUAAACUACAUGUAUAUUACUAUAUCUUAUAAUAUAUUUAGCUAAGUAAACCCAUAAAUAGCAAAAUAUAUUAAGGUUAUAUUUUUGAAAUAAAUACUCUGUGAUACUGUGCAA
This is a messenger RNA of Spodoptera frugiperda (fall armyworm), 3264 nucleotides long. RefSeq lists its product as uncharacterized. The record is from RefSeq and is a predicted model, not a curated record. The coding region runs from base 128 to 529 and encodes 133 amino acids. Lineage: Eukaryota; Metazoa; Arthropoda; Insecta; Lepidoptera; Noctuidae. The transcript has 2 exons.